ACAAUAGUGCUAGGCGCGUUUUGGGAUGUUAUGGGGUCGGAGGUCUGGUUUGCCCGUACCUCAGCUUAACGGCUGAGAAUGUGUGUUCGUAUAAGAGAAUGGACGUGGGACUUCGAGAUUCGAAUCAGCAUCUCAUCUUACCAUCUCACCACGUCAUUGACUCUUCGCCUCUUCGACUAGAUAUAUACUUCAGGAGCCAUUGGGUAUUCAUUCCGAUAUUUUGUUUGCGAAUUUUGAGCUCCAGCACCGGCGAUAAUGUCAGACUCCAUCACUCUACCCUCCGGGCAGGUCAUCACCGACCUCGACCAAUGCACACUCGACAUCUGCCCAAUCGACAUCGCCCGCUUCCACUAUCUCCCAAACGUAGCCGGAAAUGUCUUCUUCUGUAUCGUAUUCGGUGUCUGUCUACUGCUGCAAUUAUUCUUCGGCAUCAAGCAUAAAACAUGGGGCUACAUGGUCGCCAUGGUCUUCGGACUGGUACUCGAGUUGCUCGGAUACGUAGGGCGACUCUUGCUACACAACAAUCCGUUCUUGUUCGAUAACUUUCUACUAUACCUCAUUUGCCUCACCAUUGGCCCUGCAUUCCUCUCCGCUGCAAUCUACCUCUGCCUCGGCCGUAUCAUUGUCAUCUAUUCGCCCGCUCUCUCUCGCCUCAAGCCGCGUACCUACACCGUUCUUUUCGUCUCCUGUGACCUCCUAUCUCUCGUCCUGCAAGCUCUCGGCGGUGCUCUUGCUUCGACUGCUGAUGACGAGAAGUCAAAUGAUCUGGGCAUCAACAUCAUGAUUGCUGGUCUCGUUGCGCAAGUCGUCUCCCUCCUGGUCUUCAUGCUGUUGUGUGCCGACUUCGCGUGGUCUGCGCAUAAGCGCCGCAGCGAACGGGAUCCGGCAUUUGCUGUGCUGAGGUCUAGUUUUAUCUGGAAAGCCUUCUUGAUCGGUCUCGGUGUGGCUACACUUACAAUCUUCGUCCGAAGCGUGUAUCGUGUAGCCGAGCUUUUCGAGGGCUUUGACAGCGAGUUGGCGAACAAUGAACCAUUGUUCAUGGCGCUUGAGGGCACAAUGAUCAGUAUCGCUGUCAUAUGUCUCACAGGCCUGCACCCUGGAGUCGCCUUCAAGGGCAAUUAUGCUGCUGGUGACUUCAAGUUCCGCACCAAGAAAGGAAAGAAGGAUGUCGAGAGUGACGCCAACAGCGAUGCACAGUCUCAGAAUGUCGAGUUGCGAUGAAUAGUGCAAGAUGAGCGUGGUAUCCAUAGAAACGCAAGAGAUGAAGCGUUCGAGCCGCUCAGUGGCACUAUUCGCUGCCCGGUACAUCCGUGACGAAGUCUUGCGGCAGUCAAUUGGAAGUGUCGAGCGCGUGUGUCUAGGUAAAAACGCAUCUCGACACUGUCGUACUAUGUAACAACGAGGAUAGACGUUUCAAAGGAUAGAUAAAUGGUGGAUAUACCUUGGAUAGAAAUGCUUUUAGCUAGGAGCUCCGGCGUACAUAGACGAUUAACAACGAUUUUUAUUUGUGUGAACCAGAAAUGUUCGAUAGAUCUGGG
Molecule: messenger RNA, 1538 nt
Organism: Pseudovirgaria hyperparasitica
Lineage: Eukaryota; Fungi; Ascomycota; Dothideomycetes; Acrospermales; Acrospermaceae
Product: putative RTA1 domain protein
Exons: 2
Coding region: 256-1221 (321 amino acids)
Cellular component (GO): plasma membrane; fungal-type vacuole
Source: RefSeq, a predicted model, not a curated record